This is a messenger RNA of Oncorhynchus nerka (sockeye salmon), 2746 nucleotides long. RefSeq names its product mucin-5AC-like. Bases 132 to 2531 code for a protein of 799 amino acids. The record is from RefSeq and is a predicted model, not a curated record. Lineage: Eukaryota; Metazoa; Chordata; Actinopteri; Salmoniformes; Salmonidae. The transcript is spliced from 13 exons.
UGUGGCAGACACUGUCAGGCACGAAGGGAAUAAGUUACUGCGUCUCCAGCAAGACCGUUACCGGGCACAAACCCUGUUGUUGUUCAUCUUGAUUAUCUGAACUCGGACGAACCGUUAUACACAGGGUGAACAUGACAUUAUUUUGUCAUCAACUUUUCAUCCUCCUAUGGAUUGUUGUCACAGUGUUGUCUUUUUCUUUAGGGGGGGAGUCCAACACCCAGACUCCUGGCACACACGGCAGUCCUGGGCCCACAGAUACAUCCAUGACCCCAGGAGAUAGAUCCACCACCCUCUUAUCAACAACGACCCCAGUCUCCACUGAACCCAGCUCCGCCACCACAGACCGAGCCACCACCACCCAGGACCCCUCAACUGUCCACCCUAGCACUGAUGGCACCUCACCGACAACAGCAGCUGUCUCUAAAACUAAAGAGGUCUCUACUUCGACAGACCUGACCUCCACUUCUGAUACGACAGAGUCUACAGGAGCAGUCGGCACCACUCCGACAGAAACAAGAACUAUCCCGUCGGUCAGCACAGCAGAGAUGACUUCCUCCCACAAGACCUCAGCGUACACUGUCACGUCCCCUGAGUCGACGGAAAAAGACAGUCAAUCUACAGACAGUGGCAUGACAACACCCACCACCACACCUGCCCUUAGCAGAGGGGUCUCUCCGUCUACCACGGAACAUGCCGGAGCCUCCUCUGUCACCACGGAGACAGGCCGUACCUCAAACACAACUCCAGACAUUGUCCCAACCAGCAGUACCAAAGAGCCAGGCACACAUGAAACAACAGAUAUCAAUACAGCUACCACAAAUACAGGUACCAAAGACAGUGAGACCACAGGUACAGGGAUCACAAAGUCCACCAUCCCACCAACUGGUCAGACCUCUCUGUCUUCAACACGCCCCUCCUCCACUACAAAGGGCCCUGAGAUCUCUCUCCCAGUAUCACAUAGUACCUCGCCCUCUACCUCGACCACCGCCAAUACAGAGGGCUCCCAGGUCCCCACUACAAAGGGCCCUGAGACCUCUCUCCCAGUGACCGAUGGCGCCACGUCCUCAACCCCCACAGCUACCAUUACAGGGAGCCCUCAUACAGACAAAACCACUGGAACACAGGGGACUACCGAUUCUACAACCACAGCUGACACUCCAGCCUUGCCCCCCACCUCCGGCUCUUCCUCCAGCCCACCCUCUCCAGGCUCAACCCAAACCCCAGGCAGCAACACUGAGGCCCCCAUAGACAUCUCCACCACCACCCCUGCCACCUCACCCACCAUCACACCUACAGGAGAAACCUCUGAACAACCAACUAGCAAAACUAGUGAGAGCCCACUUCCUCCUUUCCACACCUCCACCUCCCCUACCGGUGGAAUCACCACCCAGCCAGAGUCAGCCAUCACUGCUACCACAUCCCUGCCUCCACCCAUCUCCAUAGUGUGUCCCUCCACUCCCUGUCCGUAUGAUAGCAUCUGUCUCAAUGGCACCUGCCAGUGUGUGUCUGGGACCUUCCUCUUAGAGGGCCGCUGUGUACAAGCCCAAGUGUUCUCUGGAGACCUGCAUCUCAACCAGGCAUUUCAGGAUGAAAUGAGCAACCGGUCAUCAGUCAUAUUUCAGCAAACAGCAGCCAGGAUCUCAGAGGCACUGAGAAGAGUCUUGGAAAACGAGUCUGGAUACAGCCAAACUGACGUGGUGCUGCUUAGGCAAGGCAGUGUGAUCGCGACCGUGAACAACGUGUUUAAACUAGGCUCCAGUGCCACCCAGACUUCGACCAAUGGCGCUAUAGAGAAAGCCAUACAAGCCUGUGGCACGACCUGUGGGACUAUACUGGAAAGAGCUGCAUUUACCGCCACUGACCUAUGUGAUCAGGCCCCCCAACCGUGUGAUGUCCGCUCUACCACGUGCGAGUACAAAGAAGAUGGAGUGACCAGAUGCUCCUGUAAGGCUGGCUACAUCAACAGCUUCUACUCAAACCAAAGCUGCACAGCCUGUCCCAGUGGUCAAAGGUCAGAGGGAGACACGUGUGUGCCAUGCCCAUUUGGCUACGCUGGAUUCAACUGCACUGACUCGGCUCUGUUGGCAGUGGUGGUCAUCGCCUGUGUACUGGGGGGAGUCCUUCUCAUCAUGCUGCUGGCCUUGUUUGCAUAUUGCUGCUGGUACCGGUCGCAGUCAGUGAAGAAGCCUUCAGCAGAGUUCAGCAGCCCGUACCCUGUGGAGGACUUCCAGGGCCCCUGGUCCACCACCCAGGGCAUCACCCCGAUCCCCCGGGCCAGCACCAACUGGGCUUCAGCCCCCAUGGAGAUGACCGAAGGGGGCAGCACACACCACCUGGUCGACAUGAAGCCCCACACCAACGGAGCGGGAUUCCACAUCCUGCCUAAACGGGGGAAGAAGACCGGGUCGUAUGACCUGACCUCAGACAGCAUGAACACGUUCAAGGGGAAGAACCCGUCUCGCUACUCCUACCUGGUGCAGGGCCACGAGAACCCUUACUUCAUACCUGCAGAUGACAGGAGACCCGUAUGAGAACCUCAGCGACGUCUGGAGGCAAGGGCCCGUAUCCACACAGCGUCUCAGAGCAGAAAUGCUGAUCUAGGAUCAUUUUUUGCCUUCUUAAAUCAUAAUGACUAAAAAAAAGGGGAGACCUGAUCCUGGAUCAGCAAUCCUACUCUUAGAUGCUUUGUUAAUAUUUGCUGUUGGGAGGAGAGAAGGACGGGUUAGAGAGAGGAGGGAAGGCUUCA